Pocillopora meandrina is the source of this 15184-nucleotide messenger RNA. The record is from the annotation of a GenBank genome assembly. NCBI's taxonomy places the organism in Eukaryota, Metazoa, Cnidaria, Anthozoa, Scleractinia, Pocilloporidae.
AUGGCGGCCUUAAAGCAUAACUUACAGAAGGAGUUGUUCAACCCAACUGAGGAGCGACUCUAUGCGGUUGUAAGCGUAACUAAAGCGGGGAAAAAGAAGAAAGCAAGUUUCCUCUGUUUAGCUGGUAUGAAUUUAUCUCGAGACCCUUUUUCUAAUGCUGAAGAUCUUUCCGCAAAUAUUAGGCUUAUCCUCCAAGAACUUGCCGUACACCCAGUGUCUUUCACUGUGGAGUUGAUAUAGGCUUUAUGCUCAUCACCUUUGAUGAAAAUUGUCUCUAUGAUUUUGCAAAUUAAGUACAGUCGCUCCUUAUAUUAUAAAUCUCACACGAUACUGAAGAAGAUACUCUCAGAACUGCAGAUGCCGAGGAGGAAAUGAAAUUCAUUGCUCCAACACUUGAAUUAGAUUAGGCAUAAUUUGUGAAUGCUUUGUUGAUCUAUUUGAGGAAAAUCCCAAUUUUCUCGAGCCAGUUAGUGUGAUUAUUAGAGGAGGUAAAUACGUUUCAUUUGAUUCCCUAGGGUUUGAAGUCCAUGUCUAGCAUACUAUGAUACGCAAAGUAAUGUUGAAGGGCUGGGCUAACUGACCCAAAUCAUGCCUUGGUUCAAUCCAGCCUUUCCUUAAAAUCGCAAUGAAGAUAAUAAGGAUUGUAAUUAUUUUACCUAUUCCUACUAAUUUGGACGUUAAUGUUAUAAUUUAAAGUGAACGUUAAAAUGCACUUUAUUUCUUACCGUCCAUUAUUUUGAAAAUGUGUCUGUAUAUGUGUCAACAUUGUUCAUCCAGUGACAACAGUGAGACCUGAAACUGUGUCGCUUUACCAAGUGAAGAAGACAGAGAAAGAUACAUACAAGAAGAGAAUGCACUGGAGACUGAGAGACUUAAAACUGGUUGAUGGUAGAGAUGAAACUAAUGUAAGUACAAGGAGCUAACCCUUCAACUGCCACAUUAUGUUUAAUGUAUGGAACAUUAAUUUCAUUUCAUAUUUUUUACUUGAUCAACAUAUCUUUUGUCUGUUGGAUACCUGUAAAUAACAGAUAAUUGGAUUGAUAUUGAUAAUUGAGAGUGCAAGGUAUGCUAGUGCUUCACCCUGUCAAUGUUUUCUUGUAAAGAAACUUCGAAUUUUUUCCACACAAUUUUACUUAAAAUGUAGUUCAUUCUAAAUUCAUGGAAAUAAUUUUAUAUUUACUUUCAUCCUCAUGUUCAGGAAACCCCUGAAUUUCACCUUCUAUUUGAGAAGACCUACAAGUGGGUAGCAAGCAGUAUUCAAGACAAAACCAAUUUUAUAACUGCAAUAAUGAAGGUGAAGAUUGUAAAUUAAAUUUAAGUUGCAGUUACUGUAAUAAUUAUGUCUUUAUUCUUUGAUUGUCACAGCCAGAAGAAUAUUUUGUCACUAUCGCAUCAAUGAUAUAGUAAGAUGGUUUGUAUCCUGAGUGAUGAAUUAUAGUUUCCUUUCAUAGUUGAUUUUUUCUCAAGUUAUUAAGACUUACCACUUGCUACUACCCAAACAUCAGUAUGCAAGUUCUCCAUACUGUUCACCAUAAAUUUCCCAUGCUACUCAUAAUGACAAUUUACAUAACAAUAGUGAAAGAUAUUUUUCAUCUUGUCACAAGCGUGGGAUGAAGAAAAAAUUUUGAGUCACCAUGAGGAAUCUAACCUCUGACCUUCAGAUUCCACAGGGAUUAUGAGACAGUUAGAUGGUGCUAAAAGUUAGACAGUGACAGGCAGAACGUUUUGCUUUCAAUCAUUUAUCACCUUUCCAUUGGCAUCUUCACUGAAUCAAGACUGAAGUAGCUAGGGGAUCAGUGUUUAAUUGCCACAUUUUUUUUUGGAUCCAUGGCUCGUGUAUAUCCCAGGCCUCAGUUGUUCAAAGACUAGAUAGAGCUAUCCAAGGGAUAAAUUUCUUUCCAAUGGAUAAAUGUUAACAAAACGUACUGUGCUAUUCACCACAGAGAUUUAUCAAGUGGAUAACAUUACCAACCCUUUGAACUACCAGAGCCAUGGAUAUACAACUAAUGUAGAAUGAGAUGUUUUGUGUACUUUUUGACCUUUUUCUACAUUUGGUAUUGAUCAUUUGUCACAAGGAUGCUUGUUGAGUAUAUUGAUAAAAAUCAGUUUUUAAAUGAUUACAUUUAAUUUACAGGUGGCCGACAGAUAUGGGAAACAGAGGAAACCAAGCUUUACCAAUGUCAGUGCUAUUGAAGGUAAAUUAAACUACCUGUAACAAAAUCUAAUUGUUAGUUUUUCUAUGUUAAUGAUAAAGAAUGAUAUCUUAAUUUUAAAAGAAUUGAUUCUUUGUUGUGAUAUUUUAAUUUAAAUCCGUGAUGUGAAAGUGUAACAGGGUAAUUUAGUGUUAUAAAUUGAGCUGGUAACAUGAAUUAAAGUAUUUCUCAGCUCAGUGGUUAUUUCAGAAACUAUGGUACAAGUGUUGAUAUAAGCAUUUUGAUGAUGCUUUUUUCAGUGCUCCUUUUGCAUUGCAAAAUUAGUUGUAGCUGGUGUUAUAUUUUUCUUUAUUAAUCAUGUUAUCAUGUUUCCCCAAUGUCUGUUGGUAGAUCUCUUGAACUAACAUUGUGAUAAUUGUUGACAUUUCCAUUAUUAUGUAAACUGUGCAAUGAGCAAGUCAUUGGUGAAUUAAAAUACAUGACUUGUACCAUUGACUCUUGAUAACUCGGAUCUUCAGGGGAAGUUGAAAAAGGUUGAGCUAUUAGGAGUUCAAUUUAUGGGUAGUUGAAGAUACAGGCACUGUAAUUUAAACUGAAUAAACCUGGAGUGGACUGACAUGUUUUGAGAAAUGCAAAACAGGAUGAAGAUUACAUGGCUGCUUUAAAAUAAAUUACAGUAAAUGUUUUGGAUUUAGGCACACUGUUUGUUUUGAUUUGUCACAUAUUAAAAGAUGUGGUUAGAAGUGGUUCAAGUUAUUGAGAGUGAGAAUAUUAAAAAGAAUGACAGGAAGGGAAAUGAAAAUUGCUUCAAGUUAGCAGGAAGUUUGAGUUAUCGAGGGUUUGAGUUACAAAGGGUAAAACUGUAGUGUACCAGUAAAUGUAUGAUGGAAAUCUAGGGCAAAUCUAUGUUGGUUCAAGUUUGUGUGAGGUUCAAAUUAGGAAGGUUUGAGUUAUUGGGAGUCAACUGUAUGUAUUUUUGUUUCAUUUUAGGCUCUAUCCAUGGGGCUGAGAGUAGCAGAGUUCAACAGCACACAGAAGAGGGAGCUGAAGGUUGGUAGUUUUAUGAAAAGAAGUGCUUUUACAUUUGCAGUUAUGCUCACAAGACUUUUCCAUCCAGCUAGACAUUAUGGGACAUUAUCAUAUCUGCAAAGUAAUAUGUGUGUCACAGUGUAAUAUGGCUUGUGGAUACAUGUGGACAAAAAGAUAAAAGACAGAAGGAAAACUUGUUGAUGGAGGGUCUUUUUGCUGUAACCAGUGAAUCCAGAAUGGUUUGUCUACUUAACUGGCAGAUGAGUUAACAUUGUAACAUAAAGUACAAAUCUUAAAAUACUAUAGUUGUUUCACAUGCAUUACAAAUUUAUUAGGUGAAGAUUACCAAGAACUGACACAGCGAGAGGAGAGUGACUUGGAGUACAUGAUAUUACAAACUGAGAGUGCCAUCAGCAACAUUGAAGCGUUCACUGAAAAACUCUCCAAGGAAUUGUCUGUUUUGGAUGGGGUAAAGUCUACCAUUAAAUCUCUAUUAAUUGAUUAUUUGUCAGGUGAAUAGUUACUUUUCCAACAUAUUUACUUUUCCAACAUAUUUACUUUCUUUCACUUUGCAGGCCAAUAUUCAUUCCAUCAUGGAUGCUGAGCCUCAAGUGGAAUCACUGAUGCAGCUGUUGAAUGAUGCGUUAAAAGAGCUCGAAAACCUUGAUAAACGACUUACUGGAUAUGAUUCGCGUCUUAAGGUAAAUAGUCUGAUUCCGUCUUAUUCCGUUGAGAUCCUUCUGCUUUCAAAAUGUUACUUUUAAUGAAGUGCAGACCCGUAUAAUUUCGUACGGUUACGUCCAAUUUCGGGCGAUUACGUUUUAUUGCGCACGGAUCCUUCCGACUUCAAAUGAUUCCUUUCGAUUUCGGAUGGCGCCAACCAACAUUCGACAAUUCCGUUAGAUUUCGAAUAAUCUGUCCGAUUUUAUCUGGUUCCGCUUCUUAUUUUGAACCUUGUCUUCAAGCCUUAAACUAAGUAUCUUGAAUGGUUGGCCUGAUUCUGUUUUUAUUGUGAUGUAUUUGAUAACUUAGGAAGUGCGAGCUCAGAUGGAGCAAAUGGAGGAUAAGGAUAAACACAUGGUUACAGAGAGCAGGAAUCGUAAAAAGCUUUUGGAGGAGGUGGAAUUAGUAGUGGUCAGUUUUCUCAGUGUUAUCCCUUUCACUCCCUUAAGUGAUCAAGACAGAAUUUCUCCUUACAAUAUCAAAACAAUAUCAAGCAGACAAAUGAUGAGAAUAUAGAAAAAUAUCAGUUAGGUGAUUAUAAGUUGAUCCAAUACCAAAUUCUCCAAACUAACGUCACAAGAAUUGUAUAGCAGACAGUAAGGAGAAUUACUAAUGAGAUCUUGAGAGUUAAGGGUUAUUCAAGUUUUUCACUUUUCAGAGCAAGCACUAAAUGGUAUACUCUUCAACUGUUAUGAUGACAUAGAAUUAAAUUAGAAAACUCAACAGCGGACAAAAGUAGUCAACACCAACUGGCUGAUAAACGAGAAGGCAGACAGACAGGCUGAAGGACUAUCAGACUGUAUGAAAUGAUUGACGGACAGCCUGAUGGAAGAACUGGAUGGCUCUCUGACUGUUUAAAGCACUGGGUGACUUACUGGUUGACGGACUGACCGGCUAAGCGAGAGGCUGACUGUGACUGAUGGGUUGGAUGCCUGACUGUCUAAAGCACUGGCUGACUUACUGACUUAUGGACGGACUGACCGGCGGAGCGAGAGGCUGACCGUCUGACUUACGGGCUGGCUGGCUGACUGUCUAAAAUACUGACUGACUUACUGACUGGUUGACGGACUUGACCGAAAGAACUAGCAGCUUGCAGACCAAUUGACGGGCUGGCUGACUGACUUCUGGCCGAUCGACUGACUGAAAGAGUGGAAAAACAGAGACAGCCAUGGAUAAAGAAAUUUACAAACAGAAUUUUACAGAAAAGGACAUAUCAGUUCAAAUCAAGGAAACGAUUGUUAAAAGACGUACAGGAAGGUCAUGUAAACAGGUGUAUGAUUAAUCUUCACAAUCCAUUUUGACUACAUACUAUUUAAAAACAUCGUUUCAGAAUUCACUGGAUGUCCCUGAGUGUAACAUCGUAGCUUUACAAGAAGCUGACCUUUCCAAAGGGCUGGGACUGAAAGAGUGCACUCACGCCGCGUUUUCCGUGCUUUAUGCUCUGCAAGCAGAUCUCAGUCCAGGUAGUAAGAGCUAGUUUAAGGUAAUCCAAAGUUGGAUAAGUUUUGCUGUACUUCACUCUGCCUCCUUCUCAACCAAUCAGCUGCUAAGCUUAAACAAAUUGCCCCAAGGUCUCAUGUGUUUUCCCGCGCUUCAGGCAAUUUACCAUUUUCUUAAUUCGAGUUCUCAUUGGUUCGUUCUGAGGUAAACUUUGGGACUUAUUGGCCGUUGAAAUGUCUUAAAGUUUGUUUUACGGCACUUACUCGACUGAAAGCGCUCCAUAUUGAAAAGGGAUUAAAUGUCAAGUCGGUUUCUGGGAAAGGUUUUGAAUGCUUUUUCUUUUCAUCUACAACUUGCAAGGAUGUUUAACUCGAAACAUGUGUCCAGUACCUCUGUCAAUGACCACGGCAAAUAUCUUCCGCUUCCAGGUUUUUGUAGCUCUAACAGUACUUUUUAUAAAAGCUGUAUUUACUUUCCGUUUUCAUUGAUGUUGUUUAUUAACUUCAAUUUAUCUCCAUUGUAAUAAUUUUGGACAUUUUAUUUCACCACACUUUCUUGAUUGGAAAGCGCCCAAUAUUUAUGGUCUUGAGGUUUUGGGUGUUUCAAUUUAAGGUUUAACUGACAUGAGAGCUGUCAAGGAACAGAGAGAAAAGUUUUGGCAGCUGAGCAGCGAUUUUGCUCAACGUCUGAAGUUUCACCUCAUGGAAAUCUUCACGCGCCACGUAAGUUCUGCCUGCGUACUACGGUCAGCUGUAGUCUUGUCAGUAGCAUAGGGCGGCCGCAUAGUCGGUCACCUAUGAGAGAGACGUAUUUGUACCACGUAUUCGGUGAAAGCAAAGGAUUUUCCAUCUAUGGAUGUUAAAAUGACGACUUGAUUUGUAACGCAUUUUUGCAAUUUUACGCAUUGGAGUCACGCAUUAUAAAUCUUCCUUCAGUGUCACGCAGAGAGAGAUCGAGUGUUCCGCCGCAGUAACACACUAUUUUAUUUUCGUAACCUUAACAUUUUCAAAAAGUUUCUUUCUGUCACGUUGUUUCUCAUUAGAGCUUAGACGUAGAGACUCUGGUUCAACAUUCUAGUGAGCUGUGUAUCCCUAAACAUCUGGCUUGUCAUAAUGACUUGGCGCCAUUCUCUGAUUUAAUGAAGUGGCUGAAAGAGGUUGAUCAGACUGUGUUUCUUGAGCUCUGUCAGGUAUGUGACAUUUCCACUCCUUCCACUUUAAGGAAAUAUUUAAAAUUGAUGGCAAACUUGACUCAUAAAUAUAAUUUUCUACCUUGUCAGGCGUAUACACAAUCUCUGAGCAGAGUCUACGAGAGGGAGCUAAGAGACUUCUUUGAGGCUGUGAAACAAAAGACUAUGACAAAAGGCGUCCGAAGUAAGUGGUGAUUUGAUUUAUAAUCCCAACAGUCGUCACGUGAUGUUUGUGUUUUCGGAGUAGGAAACGGGGGAGAGGGGGGUGGAGGGAGUGUACUGGAAGAAACCUUGAGUGAAUUAGUUGGAGUCUUGGAGAGGGCGAGUUUGAAAAUGAACUUCAUUCAAGUCCGCAAUGUUCAUUGCAAUUUUAUACGGCUUGACAUUAAAGGAGGUAUGUUGCGGCCUUGUGGACCAUUUAAACACGUCAAAACAUUUUUUGUUGACAAAAUGUAGGCUAGGGGUUUUAAAAUUUUGAAGUAGGGGUCGGACUCGGCAAAAGAAGGUGACUGUGAAAUGAUUUUGACCAGAGUAACCAAUGACAUGUUGUCAAGUAGCCGGCGGAACUCCGGCAAUCUCCGGCUCGUUUUGAAAUCCCUGGUAAGCUCAAGAAUAUUAGUUUUUGGGUGCGAAAUGAUGCCAGAGGAGAAAAAUAGAGGAGUAGACCCAAAAGGAGAGGAAGUAUUUUUUGGUUCCCUCCAUUUUGGGGAAAGGAAAUGGUCGCAGCCUGCCCGUGAUACAAUUCUAAGGAUGUUUGUACGGAGAGUUGGUGUUGGAUCAAUUAAUAAUCCCCUAGCUGAUCUUUUUCGUUACUCGCAUCACUUGUCUGCUUGAUGCUACAUUGAUAAUGUAAGGAGAAAUUCUGUCUUGGUCACUCAUGAGAGUUAAAGGGUUAAGUUGCCAAUACAUGUCGAUAUUUUCUGCUCUGUGUGAUUUGAAGCAGGAGUUAAUAGGGCUUCCUUUCUCUAUACAGCUUACGCUGCCUUUAAGAUGACAGGGACUUCGACGGGUGCGAAUGACCCGAAAAUGAGCCCCCGCCCAAGUCCUCGCGUUAUCAAGACGGGCUCUUUCAGAAAAACUGAAAAAGCAACCGACAGGAAAGACACUGACUCCAUUGGCUCGAUGGGCUCAGAUACUAGGUCAAGAUCAGGCUCCAUGAGCUCGGUGGAUUCCUCUGAUCAGUUGCUGGAGGGCAGAGGAAAGUUUGAAAGGGUAUGUUGAAAACUUUUGCGGAGACAGCUUGGGUAUAAGCUUACCCACCGGUCUCGAUGAGCUGGAGCAGUUUAUCCAACGAACUUUGUAUUCUGUUCAUAUGAAAAAUUUGAUCCUGGUCACUGAGCUGUGAUUGGAGCCCGAGUACUGUUCAGUUAAGAACUUUCAGCUUCGUGACCGAGUUGAACAAAGCGCGAUCUUACCACUGAGUGUGGUCCCCCGUGACCGGAUUGAGCUGUUCAUACAGUCAUGGCUCCAGAUAGCUCAACAAUCUAGCUAACCUGCCUUUACAUAUAUCAUGUAUAGAAGUCACUAAAUAGUUUUGAGGUGAAAUCUGACCGUAUAGCCAAGCUAGCGCAGCGUGAAGUUUACCAUUUUUUUUGCACGUGUCAUGAAAAUCAAUGUAAAAUUUUCAAGCUUGUUGCUUGAAAUCCCUUUAGCUUUCUGUUAUUUUCACUCCUUUUUGUUCGUUUUAUCAGUCUUUUCCUUUGUCUUCCUAGCCAGUUAUUAUGCUGACUGUUGAUUUAAAAUAGCCUAAAUACUGCAGAAAUACAAGAAGAAAAGGAAGACUUCCAAAUCGCUUCCGUCUAUUAACCUACAUACAAUUUCUUUGAUUGUAAAAUCAGGUAUUUGAUGUUCUGUUAUUGGAGCUGGAACCAGUAUGCACAGCCGAACAGGAAUUUGUACAAAAGUUCUUCGAUUUUUCUUUGGAGGAGUCAGAGGUUUGUAUGAUAAUGAUCAGUAUUUUCUAUUGUAGAGAAGUAUUCUAUACAUUUUAUCACGGUACAGUUUCACUUUCACUUAAAACUGUGCUUUGUCAGUACCUGUUGAUUUUCCUUUGACUUUGCAUUAUUACCAUAGAUAAUUUGAGAAGACUUUGUGUGUAAAAAGCCUCUUCGCUUAACCAAAGUAUAAAAGCAUUUAUGGAGAGAGUUUGGCGACGAGAAAAGAAAAGCCGAACGAACCAAGGCGAAACGCGAAAGAAAAUAUUUGUUUGUUUGUUUUUCUUUAUUCCCUUCGGGAAGGCUAUCAGCAUCCUUACCAUAAUAUAUGUAUUAGACCAGACGCUUAUAACCCUCUAGGUCAUGAGCUUCUGAUUAGACUCAGUGAUCGUGGUUUUCUUACAGACAAAUCAUAUGGUACCAGUUUGUGCUUAUUUUCUUUUCUCUUUUCUUUAGCCUUCAGAGACACCAAGCACCUUAAAUAUUGACUCUUCUGAUGGUGCGAUGUUUAGCAAGGCACCGCCAAUUAAAUCCAUAGACACUACGUAAGUAUGACACGGAACUUGCGCCGUUUAGUAUUUUGCUUCGUUUCUAACUGAAUGCCGGAAACAGGGUAGGACAAAAAAUAAAUGUUUGAAUACCAACACCCGUAGUUUAACUUCUCAAUUAUUUAAAACUAUUCCUCCUUGACUGUUUUAUUGCUCGAAUCAUGGCAAAAGAUAAGAAUUGCGAUGUUACUUUAUUUAUAGGGAUGUAAAAGAGCGAACACCGCUGAACGAGGAAGUCAGGUAACCGUUGUGUAGUUUUACAUAGAAUGUCACGCUGGGUUUAUGGAGACCAGGCACAAACCCUUCCACGUAUUGUUACAUGCAUGGUGUAAUUAUUGUGAAGACUGAUAAAAUACCAUUGAACAUUGCACGAGAUAAGUUGCUAAAGAAUGACGCAAGAAUGCCGGCAAAUAAUUAAGGGGAUGUUUGUUUUCAGUCCUUGGUUUUUCAAUUUUAAGCUCCUCUCCAGGCCACUCACGGCUUAGCUCUCUCCUCAUCAUAUGACUCUAUUUUUCCGUUCUCUUUUUUUUACUUUCAUUUAUUUAUAGACGAUGAUUUGUAAAUAUUAAACAGUCUCCCCGUCUAUUUUCAGUAAUCCCAUCCCUUCCACAUUAAAAAGGGUAACUGGAGGGAAAGAAAUUUGUUAGUAAUAGACAUUUAUCGUUUGGUAGCGUUCCUCCAGUAAGUAUCACUUUUGAUGGGUAAAACUUCAUUUUGUCUUUGAAUAAUCGUCAAAGCAGAUGUCUUCGAUGAAGCAAAGGACCGCAUGUGUAAACAGUUUGUUCCUUCAGUUGUGGUUAUCUCCUUCCUCCCGAUAAAAAAAAUUAGGAAAACUAUGAUCUAGUUUAAUGUGUCAUAUGACUGUUACUUCUCCAGAAAAAGAAAACAGCGGAUCAAUAAAAACCGAGAAGAUAUGAAGUAUGUUGAGUCCUAACACAGCUGCACUCUGCCUAGGUUUAAAGUAUAAUCGUAAAAUCGCUGUAGAGGUUUGCUUCAAUAAAUUUAAGCAUAAAAUAUAAAUUAAGAAUUUGAAGUCUAGGAAUCUAAACUUUUUAUCGUUAAAAGCACAUUGUUUGGUUUAAAUCGUAAGCUUAAGGCUACAGUAAGGUUUCUGUAAAUGGGGUUAAAAGUAAAUGGAUAAAUACUCGUAACUUGCACCACAAAGUAAGAGCACGGUAAGUUAUUUUUAAAGUAAACUGCACAUUUCCACGUUUGCACUGUUAUGCACUUUAAUGUUGAUGUUCUUUAUGAGCUCUUUCACAGUUUCAUCUAAUGUCAACUCAGACUGAAAAGAAAGCAUCAGAACCACAACGUGGACAACCAAAUAUUUAGACCUUUCAGUGGAAAUGUCCUAAUAUGGCAAUGCACAAAAACUGAAACGGUGAAGUGUGGUACCCUUGGUGUUUUGAAAAUAUAUCUUCCCAGAACACCUUGCGCUCUGAACUGUUUGUGAACUUAAAUGAUCUCGGCUUUGGCUUCCGUUGGAAUUGUAAAGUCUUGGUUUUCCUCGCAUUUGAAUAUACUUCGCUCUUUUUCGAGAAAAGGCAAAACGGUUGAUUAGACAUGUGAAAGAGCUCCGCAAAAUUGUUUGCUCGGUGUCUUUCUAAAUGAUGCAUCCUUCGCGUAUUUUUCAGGAAAAUCAUGCAAGGAUUGUUCAACGUCUUGGAAGCCGAGUUACAAAGUUACAUCCACUUUGCAGAUAGACUUGAUCCUUUGUAAGUGUACAGAGAAAAAACGGAUUUUUGUCCAUAUUUUAUUUAAACCAAUAGAUAACUUCCAAAAGCAAAAUUUUGUAUAGAUACAUCAAGAAACGUAAUGGAAACUCCGGCAAUCUCGUCCGAAGGAUGAGGUCCGACCGCCGUGACCGCCAACCAAAUAUUUGCCCCUCCCCCACACCCCUUCGUCCCCCCCUCCCCUCCACCCCUCAAUUGAUAAAUACAUAUUAUCACCAUUGUUCAUUUUCGUUGUGUUUUAGUAACACCAUGUAUAUGUUGGUCAAGAUUGGUCAUUUUGUGAUCACCACCCAGUUGUCUGGCUCACCUGUGUCCUACCUCAGCCAGCAGCUUGGAAACUGCCUUAUCUCUGUGAAGAGGCUCUUUGACAAGUUUAUAGUAAGUGAACGCUUUAAAAUUGUUUGGUGAUGUUUUUUUUAAAGAGGUGAGAAACUGCAUUACCAAUGCUAUAGCAAUUUAUAUUCAUUAUAAUUCCCUUAAAGUCGAACCUAAAGAAACAAAUUGAGGAAAUGAAGAUUCAGAAGACGAAGAAGUGUGGAAUCUUGCCAUUUGUGACCAAGUUUGAGGUGACUAUGAACUCUUUCGUUUUUUCUUUUGUGAGCUGACAAUUUUUCAUAUAAUUUUCUUCAAUGUUUCUUGGAGGGAUCAGUCGUAGCCAACGGAUUAUAAAUGGAAGAACUGCUAAUAUGAGGAGGGAAAUUAUAUUACUACAGAUCCAUAUGAGGGAUCCCCUCCCCGCCUCCUUCCCUCUAGUGAUAAAGACUGACGGGUCUGUUUUCCUCACAGGAAUUUGCAAGCAUUUCAGAAAACGUGUUCAAGAACUCUGAUCGCCGCAAUGACCUUGACAAAGCUUAUCACAGUCUUAUUCGAGUUGUGUUCAUUAACGUGGAGCGAAUGGCUGAGGAACAUCAGAAGACACCACGAGCGGUGGUCAUGAUGGGUAAGCCGAGAGGAUAACAAAUUUAGGGACGGGAGGGUAGGGUCGGAGAGGGGAGGGGAGGGCAGGGUAAGGCUUUAUAGUGGGAUGGGCCUUGAGUGUUUUAGCUGGUGAUGGCAGGUAUUGAGACAUCUAUGUGCGAGUGACUGGGGAGUUCGCUGGGUUAAAAAGACACGAGCUUCAACUUUCUUGUAAGCACCUUCAGAAUUUCGCACGCAUUAUUCUGCGGCAAUUUACCAAGUUUAUCGCCAUUAGCUAUGCUAGGCUCCAUCCGUUUCUAAUUAACUUGAUACUUUCCAUAUUAAACAUUGGUUAAAUGAAAUAAGCUAUUCAGCCUUCAAAUAAGCCGGCAUUGGGUGUAAUCGUGUUUCAGCCUGCUUGUUUUCAGUAUCAUCUUGUCAUUUUUGGUCCAUCAAAUGCUGCGUUUUCCAGCGAAAACUAUCAUCGUUUGUUCACGGAACUUUUUAACUAUUUUGUUCCCGACUGAUACCUUAAUCACUUUUUUUUCUCCAGAAAACUAUCAUCGUUUGUUCAAAACUGUUAGAAAAAAUAUCUUUUGUAGUGGUAAAAACUGAAUUGCUGUCUCUCUCAAUCAGGGCUUUACUAUGACUUUUUUGAGACUUCACAGCACUUGUCAGUGAAAUAAAUCAAAACUGUUAGAAAAAAUAUAACUUAUAGUAAUACAAAACUGAAUUGCUGUGAGAGCAACUCACCCACGGCUUUAGCCUAAGGGAAUAUCUUGCCUCUGAGAGAUUAUUAUUCAAUGAUCGAUGGCAGGAACAUUGUGUGAUCAAAAACAGGGACCACACGAGGCAAAGAGGUUUUCGAUUUUUAAAGGGAUGGGUUUUUCAAUAGCCUUUUGUGGUUCGAAGUUUAGCCGCCGAUUAUGUAAUCAGCGGUUGUGCGCGCAAAAGGGGCCGUAAGCGUAACCCACUCAGGAGAGCCUUCUUGCAAGCUCAACAGACGGUGGUCAGAGGUCUUGCAGGCGGUGAUAGACAGUUGAUAAAGUCUAACUGACGUAAUAUUAGUCCCUCUUUUCACUCCUUUUAUUGCUCAGUUACCACUAGAAUUAGGACGAUUCUAAACAUGCAACUGACUGCCGCUAUCACUCUCACUACAGGGGUUCUUACGCGUCUCAAGAUAGUGUGCCUGGAAAACGAGAAAAGAGAGGCCAAAAGGAAAUACAACGACACCCUGAAAUUGUACGUGAAGGAGAUGCUUGGAAGACCCAUGGAAAAAAUUAACGUAAGAAACAAGAGUCUACUCUCAGAGGAUCCCGCCUUAUUUUGUAGGAUGGACUUUACAGAUGCAAAAUUGAAGGCGCUUUAUUUAUGGGUUAUCCUAUUGAUGUCUUCAGAAUCUUCAAAAACUUGCUUUUUUUUUAAGUCCGUCGUAUGCAUGAAUUUCUGCAUUCUUAACCUUCCUUUUAAUACUAUCGUUUUUGGCCUCACACACUUUCCAUGAUCUUCAAACUUACUCCGUAAAUGUCAGCUUAGAUAUUUUUCUAUGCGGCUGAUUUGUCUAUAUCAACUGCAUUGGGAGCUUUUCGAUCGAGUGUGAUAAAACCAACCAAAGGUAUCCUCAACCGCCAAUACAGCAUAGGAAAUAUUACAAGGAGCUAGGAGAACCUAAUUGCGAUCAAACAAACAGCCGUAAGUGCGGGAAGAGCAAUUGAUUAAGACAACUGGUCUUAAUGUUGCGUGGGAUUGGUUGAGUGGAUGCCGCGAGUUUUCCAGACCAAUCCUAUAGAGUUGAGGAUAAAAAAAAAACCAACAUUAUUUUGCAUUACUUUGGAUACUCAUUGAAAAUUGCUCUGCUUCAGCCGCCCAAGGGAUAUCGUUUACUACUUCAAAAACAACAGAAAAAAACUUUUAGUUCUUAUCAUUUUUUUAUUUGCAGAUCUUUUUCGAGGGUGUACAAGAAUGUAUUGCAGCCGGGGUGAAGGAAGACGAAGUCGGAUAUCAGUUGGCAUUCAGUAAACAAGAACUAAGAAAAAACAUCAAGGAGUACCCUGCCAAGGACAUAAAAAAAGGACUCGAACUGUUGUACAAGAAAGUCGAGAAACAUUUGUGCGAGGAAGAGAACUUACUUCAGGUAAAAUGAUAGGCCUUGUAUGUAUAUGGAGCUACCUUACUUAAGGCCCUUAAAAAUUUAUAUGGAGCGUAUGAAACAAGCUCCUUCGUGUGAACGAGUGCGUUUGAUUUCCUGUUCAGUCGAACAAUCCUACAAUGGCUUGUUUUAUGGUUUUUAAAUUUACCACUGUCGAUUUUUUUUUACCAAGACACACCUUUGUUACCGAAGUUAAGUCAGUUUUCUAUAUUUACUAGUAUCCACACCACUUUUCACUUCUGUGACUUUUCUCCCAAAAUUACACUUACACUGGCAUGUACAGGAAUAAGAAUAUUAAGAACACGUCGAAGCUGAUGCAUAAACAAAUUCUUUCUACAAACCUUCAAGGAUGAUGUCUUGCAAGCAUUACAGACAAGUAAUAUUCCAAUCAUGUCAUUUCAGGUUGUGUGGCACACCAUGCAAGAUGAAUUCAUCCAACAAUACAAGCAUUUUGAGGAUCUCAUCCAGCGCUGUUACCCUGAAUCUAUGAUCAAUCUGGAAGUUACCAUCAAUGAUAUCCUGUCGUUUUUCUCAAACAUUGCCCAGUCACACUGAACUUGGAAGGCUUAAUACAAAGAAAGAACACGACACAAGAUGUGUAGAUGGUUUCGUUGACCGCUAAAAUUCUACCUUUGACCAUCAGUUUGUUGCCCCAUAUCAGACCAUGUGAUGCUUUCUACAUCAACAUAGUUGGUCAUUUUUAUGUUGAAAUGUUAAUUCUUUGUUUAUUUUAACGGGAUUGCCAAUCAUUCAUGGAAGGUUUUUCUUGUUACGGGUUUUAUGCUUCAGAGUUAAUAUACAUGUCCAAUGGCCCGGAAUGUGACGCAUUCUUAUGCAUCACAUAUUGCAGUUAUAAAUGUAGCUAAGAGCUUGAGACUUCAGCGCACUAUUUGUUACUGCCCUGAUUGAGGGUAAACACUAACGGGUUAUUCUGUGGAGUAGAAUCAUAUUGUUUGAAAUAGGGCGGCAACCAACGAAGCUUCAUUACUGUAUGUCGAUAGGCAAUGAAAUUGCUAAACUACUUUUCUAGUCACAAACAAGAGCUAUUCAGAUCCUCUGCGUAGCUCUUGUUUCUUACAUUAAUUUUUUUUAGCUUGCUGUUAAAAAUAUGAUAGACAAGAGAUGGUUUGACUUGCCAAACAUAAAAUGCUCGCAUCAAUCACUAGUACGCAAUCCCUCUUGCAAAAAGAAAGAGAAAUUAAAUGUUAAUUCAUGAAUUGUACAAAGUUAAAUAUAUGACAGAAUGACAACGAUGUGAAUCGCGAAAGUAUUAAUCAAAAGAGCCAUUUGUGCAAACAUAUGAACACUCGAUUAUGAAUCAAAUUCAGUGUUUUUUUUUUGUGUGUGUUCGUUUUUCUAUAGUUAUUUUUAUAAAGGCAUUUCAAGUAU